UCAGACCAGGACACCGGUAUGUACCCCAACUCACAGUCGGUCAGACACCCAUCUCAGACACUGUCACUGAACAAUCAGUACAUCCCGCCUCCGUAUGACUUCCCCGGUUAUCAUCACGUCCCGGGAGUCGGAGACCCGUCGACAAGUGGCUGGAGCAGCGUCUACGCUGCGCGGGAAGAGUAUCCGUACAGCUUCCCGGGGUCAAGCCCCAGCGCAGGGCAAGUCAGCUUCUCCUCCACGGAGAUGUGCGGCACGCCCACCGCCGCUGGAGGAGGGUCGUUCACCCCCUACAACUUUAUCUCCGGACAGGACUCCUUCAGCUCCAGGAGGAGACCACAUGAAUCCGUCAGACCGUCUGUUUCAGGAGUGAAGACUCGCACCAAGGACAAGUACAGGGUGGUGUACACUGACCAGCAGCGCCUGGAGCUGGAGAAGGAGUUUCAGUGCAACCGCUACAUCACCAUGAGGAGGAAGUCCGAGCUGUCAAUGGCACUGGGCCUCUCUGAGAGACAGGUGAAGAUCUGGUUUCAGAACAGACGAGCCAAAGAGAGGAAGAUAAACAAGAAGAAGCUGCAGCAUUCCCAGCAGGCCUCCACGACUACACCCACCCCACCUUCGCUGGGUGGACCCGCUGACACCCACAUCACCACCAGCCCCAGCAGCAAUCUUUUGUCUGACACAAUAUCAGAGGAAUACUAGGUGGAUUUUACAUGGACGACGGAUACAGCAUGAAAUAUGUACAUAGUGUUUUGUUUUAUAAGUUUACCACAGAAUGAAUGAAGACGAUUCACAUCAACAUGAUGAUAUAAUGCAGCACUUCCUGCCUUUCACCAUGACAAGCACUGUCUGUCUGUUGAUCAUUGAUCAUCUCUAGUGGACAUUUGCCAAUCACUGGAAGUUAAUGUGUUAAUAUGGCUCAUUAGCAGCACAGAGAAACUGAUUUUAAAGACAGAGAAUCACUGGAUAAAGUGUCAUUUGUCACACAUGUGUGCCUUCUUCAAGAAUUGUUGGUUAAAGUCACAAUGAAAAGGCAUUUGUGUCAAAUGUGUCUGUAUAUUGGUUUAUAGAGUGCGAGUGCAUCUGUAUAGUCAAGAAUCUGCUUCAUGAAUAAGAAAAAGGAAUAAUGUGUCUAUUUUUUAUGAGUUUCUAUUUGCUCUAACUGCAAGAGGACAAUGGAAAAUCAUACUUGCAAAUAAGUAGAAAUGACAAUGAAUAAUGCAUAGCCCUGCUACUUAUUUUUGGGGAUGUAAAAGUAUGUUAAUUCCUCUCUUUAUGACUGUUAGAAUUUACAGGAAAUAGAAAGAGAGCAAAGAGUGUUGCGUUUGUUACUACUGAAGAAUGUGAUGCCAAAGUUCAACACCACUUUAAUGUUCUUUCUGUUGAAAUAUUGAUGCAGGGUGUGUCUUGGGAAUAGAUCUUUCAGAAAUAUAAACCAAUGGGUUUCAGAUAGGGAGAGGAAAGCAGCUGUUUAUAGCAUAAUGUAAAGGGUGAAAGCACAGAAAUGUUAAAAACAGGAAGUAAAAUCAAUGAGAGUACAAAAAUGUUGUCAUUUGGAAUUCAUUAUUAAACAGCUGUAUACUAUGAAA
Micropterus dolomieu (smallmouth bass) is the source of this 1586-nucleotide messenger RNA. It is a transcript of the gene cdx1a, whose product is annotated as caudal type homeobox 1a. Gene Ontology annotation, cellular component: nucleus. NCBI's taxonomy places the organism in Eukaryota, Metazoa, Chordata, Actinopteri, Centrarchiformes, Centrarchidae. Gene Ontology annotation, biological process: regulation of transcription by RNA polymerase II; animal organ morphogenesis; embryo development. The record is from RefSeq and is a predicted model, not a curated record. Gene Ontology annotation, molecular function: DNA-binding transcription factor activity, RNA polymerase II-specific; RNA polymerase II transcription regulatory region sequence-specific DNA binding. Bases 19 to 699 code for a protein of 226 amino acids. The transcript has 3 exons.